Molecule: messenger RNA, 2842 nt
Organism: Manis javanica (Malayan pangolin)
Lineage: Eukaryota; Metazoa; Chordata; Mammalia; Pholidota; Manidae
Source: RefSeq, a predicted model, not a curated record
GUGGACCCUGGGCGGCGCCCGCGGGGAGCCUUCCCGCGCAGCCGCGCCGGCCUGACGGGGGCGCUUUCCGCGUCGCAAGCGCGCGAGGAGAGGCGGGAGGGCCAGGUGGAGAGAAUAUCCAGGUAAUAGCUGCAAUUCCACCUCUGGUCUGGCUGCCAUGAAUCAUGGGAGAACUACUGGUAAAGGUCCCUCCACUCCCAUGCAGAUUUACCAGCAACCUCCAAGGCUUCUCAUUGUGCACAUCACUCUACCAUCCUGGGCUAACAUCUGCUCCAACCUCUGUGAGGCUCUCCAGAACUUUUUCUCUCUAGCCUGCAGCUUAAUGGGUCCCAGUCGCAUGUCCCUCUUCAGCUUAUACAUAAUACAAAAUCAGCAUGAGUGUAUCCUCCCCUUUGUGCAAGUGAAAGGGAACUUUGCUAGACUGCAGGCCUGCAUCUCAGAGCUUCGCAUGUUGCAGAGAGAAGGUUGUUUCAGACCACAAAGCACUUCUCUGCAGCUGGCAGUAACAGAUGGGCUCCAACAAUUCAAACAGUACAGCAGACACAUGACCACAGGUGCUGCUCUGAGUUACACUUCUCUGGAGAUUACUGUUCUGACUUCGCAGCCUGGAAAAAAGGUGGUCAAACAACUGGAGGAAGGAUUGAAAGAUACAGACCUAGGCAGGGUCAGGAGGCUUCAGGUGGUUGAGAUCACAAAGGGAGUCCUAGAAUGUAUGGACUCAGCCUCCCCUGUGGAAGAGCCCAGCAAUGAUGAGAGUUCUACCCUGGGAACCGACUUUGACCUUCAGACUAUAGACAAUGAUAUUGUCAGCAUGGAGAUUUUCUUCAAAGCCUGGCUACAUAACAGUGGAACAGACCAAGAAUAUAUCCAUCUUCUUCUUCCUUCACGGUGUUUGAGCAACAUUUCCAGAGCCAGAGAUAAUUCAAUGUGCCUGAAAUGUGAUCUCCAAGAGCGACUUCUCAGCCCAUCCCUGCUCCCUGGCACAGCUGAUGGCUCCUUGCGAAUGGAUGACCCCAAAGGAGACUUCAGCACACUCUACCAGAUGGCUUCCCAGUCAUCAGCCUCUCCUUACAAGCUCCGGGUGGUCAAGGCUCUGCAAUCCAGCGGGAUCUGCGAGUCACUGACAUACGGGCUCCCAUUCAUCCUCAGACCCACAAGCUGUUGGCAGCUGGACUGGGAUGAGCUAGAGACAAAUCAGCAGCAUUUCCAUGCCUUGUGUCACUGCCUUCUGAAAAGAGAGUGGCUGCUCUUGGCCAAAGGAGAGCCCCUGAGCCGAGGACAUGGCCAAAGAGAGCCCGCCAGCACCUUCUAUGUGAUCAUGCCAUCACGCUCCCCCACUCUGCUGGUGAAGGCGGUGGCCACGCGGGAGCUGAUGCUGCCUGGUCCCUUCCCAGUGCUGCCUGAGGACCUGCUCGAUGACAGUCUCAAGACCAUGGAGAGCCUGCUGGAUGGCCUAGAGCUGGAGCCCACCUACAACCCCUUGCAGGUUUGGAGCCACCUGUACUCACACCUGAGCAGCACCUUCUUCAAGCCUCAGGGGCGACCCCACCACGGCUGGGAGAGCCGGACCCUGAGAAAGCAUCCCUGCAAGCCUGGGCAGUUGCAGACCAACCGAGUUAGAGCCACAGUGGCCCCCCUGCCUGUGACUCCAGCCCCUAACAGAGUCCCCAAGAUGUCAGCAACCAGCAAAGCCUCCACAGAAGUCUUGUUCCAGCCUUCCAGGGAGAAGGAGGAGGAGGAGGAGGAGGGGUACCCCUCAGGGCUCUAAGUCACCAACACCAGAGGCAGCCAGCCUGCUCAACCACUUCCAUGCUAAGGCUCACACAGCAGCUUUCUUUGGUCAAACUUGCCUUCUGUCCACCUGAUGUCUGCCUUGCAUCAGCCUCUGUGAGCUCCAGGUGACUUUAGAGCCUUCCCCUCUUCUGCCAUCAGUGCUGCCACCAACCCACUCUCCUCAGGCCUGGAAGAGACACACCCAAGCCUUGUCCUUCUAGCAGGGAGCUUGGACUCAUUCUCUUUUGGAUCAUUUGAUACUGUUAACACAGAUGAAGAUUAAAUAUCCAGUAAGCCUCCACCAUUGUUAGGCUCAUUCUCUGCCCUGAAUUUCUCUUUAUAGCUCUGUGUAAGCAGAUAGAUGAGGCCAGGUCCCCUUCAAGAAACUGGGCCUCUAAGGAUGAGGUUUUCAGAGCUCAUGAAAAACAAGUAGGAUUGAAAUCCAAGCCUCAUUCCAAAGUCUACGGCCCUCCAACUACACCCACACUGGUUCCCUUCAGCAUUCUCACAGAAAAGUGGCUGAUGCUCGGUACAUACAUGCAAUUGUGUGUGUGGGGGGGGGGUUUACAUCACUGAGAACAGGGGACAGAAUGGUGUGAAAUGACCUAGUCCCUUCCUAUUCCCCUUUCCCCACCUUCCCAUCAGCGCUCUCCAUGCACAGAAUAACUGCCAUUUAUAAAAUGUUUAGUCUGUGCCUCACAUUGCACUAAGUACUUGAGAAAUUUAACUCCUUUCAUACAAACAACCCUUUUAGUAGAGUCUGUUAUUAAGUUUUCCCAUUUUUACACGGGGGUGCAGGGAAUGAGGGUUGCAGAUGUUAUACAACUGCCCAGGAUCAGAGAGAGAGAGUCAAGUCCAGGCAGGCCUGACUGGACCACCCAAGCGCUGAGCCGCCACACUGCCUGGCUCCUCUCUGUGACCCCUUCCUCCUGCCACAGCUCCCACCCCCUCCCUGGUUCUCCUCCACACCCACACAGCACACCCCACCACCAUGCCCUCUGGGACUAUUCACACACAUAGUACUCUUAAACCCAAACUGUCUUUAAUGAUAAUAAAGCUUUUUAAAAUA